GAUGUUUUCAAAGCUUUAACAAGUAGUAGGCUCUAAACAUGAACCCAGGAGCCCAUUACUAGCAUGACAACGUUGGUCUGACCCAAGAUCCGGGUGUUAUAUCUGGGCACAUUGGCCUCUGGAGCAACACUGAGUGAAUGAAACUCCAAAAGAACCCAUCCCUCAAGCAGAUGCAACAAUGGUUCCAGAAGAAGUGGUUUAUAUCCUGUCUUUAUAUCUACUUGUGACUGUGAUCUUCUAGAAGCAUGAAUGUUGAACAGAAGUGAUACCCAACUUCAUAUUCUAAAGAACCUACACGUAUCUGAUUUAAUUACAAUGGAUAGUGAGAACUAUCUUUUCCAGGACCAGGACCUAUCGUGUGAAUUACUAAGGAGACUGAAUGAGUUCAGAGAAGCCCACUUGCUCACCGAUGUUAUUAUUUGCACCGGGGAUUGCGAGUUUCCAUGCCAUAGAAAUGUACUGGCUUCUAGUAGCCCUUACUUCAGGGCAAUGUUUUGUAACAACUUCAUAGAGAGCACCCAAGAGAAAGUGACUUUAUUGGGCAUUGAUUCGGACUCACUGAGCCAAAUAAUCUGUUAUGUUUACAUGGGCGAAAUCCUUAUCACAAGGGACAAUGUGCUUAAUCUCAUUAAUGCUGCUUCCAUGUUACAGUAUGGAAAAUUACUGGAAACUUGUUCCAAAUAUCUUCAGGACCAACUCAAUCCGCAAAACUGCUUAAGCAUGAUGCGCAUGUCUGAAUUUUUUAGUUGUGUGAACCUUAAACAGAAGGCAUGGGACAUGGCUUUGAAAUGUUUUCCAGAGGUCUCCCUCUCUGAUGACCUCAAGGACCUCUGUGCUUCGGAACUGCUCAGCUACCUGGGAGAUGAUGACCUGUGUGGGGAAGAGGAACAAGUAUUUGAGACCUUGAUGCUGUGGAUCAGACACGACAUCCGUGGACGGAAGUCCUACGUUCAAGAUUUGUUUAAAAAAGUCAGGCUUCAGUACGUCCACCCAACGUUCCUUUUCCAAUUCAUUGCCAACGAGCCACUCAUUCAGUCUUCCCCAACCUGUGGGACCAUCUUGGAUUCAGCAUGUAGGCUUAUCUUCUCACUCACCUCUUCUUUGGCUCCUGAUGUCAAGCCUAUGUGGCAUGCUCCUCGAAGGUUUUCCCACCAGGAAUUUCUUGUCAAUAUUGGUGGCAGAAAAGACAACCAGCAGACCACUAGAGAUGUUUUGCUUUACAGUGAGAAGACCAACCAGUGGAUGAGACUUGCCAAGCUCCCGUUGCGUCUUUACAAGGCCUCCUCAGUGGGUCUACAUGGUAAUGUCUAUGUCUUAGGGGGGCUAUCCAUUGGCGCCAAGUCAAAUACAGUCACCUCUAAUGUUUUUAUUCUAUCACUUAAAUUAAACCAGUGGCGUAAAGGGGAGUCAAUGCUUGUCCCACGUUAUUCCCACAGAAGUGUAACAUACAAAAACUAUAUAUUUUCUAUUGGAGGCAUUGGUGAAAAACAGGAAAUCCUUGGUUCAAUGGAAAGGUUUGACAGCAUAUAUAACACCUGGGAUACCAUGGCUAAUAUGCCAGUAGCUGUUCUUCACCCUGCUGUGGCAGCCAAUGACCAAAGAAUCUAUCUUUUUGGAGGAGAGGAUGUGAUGCAUAAUCCUGCACGGCUUAUACAGGUUUACCAUAUUUCCAGAAACAUGUGGUUCCGAAUGGAAACCAGGAUGGUGAAAAAUGUUUGUGCGCCUGCAGUGGUGAUUGGAGACAAGAUUAUCAUUGUCGGCGGUUACACCAGGAGAAUUAUUGCUUAUGAUAUGAAGCAGAACAAGUUUAUGAAAUGUGCAGACAUGAAGGACAGAAGAAUGCAUCAUGGUGCCACGGUCCUACAGAAUAAGCUGUAUGUUACUGGGGGUCGCUGCCUGACCGCGGAUAAUACUAUUGAAGAUUCAGAUUCAUUUGACUGCUAUGACCUAGACACGGAUACAUGGACAUCAAAGGGGAAGCUACCCCACAGACUGUUUGGCCAUGGGUGCCUUACACUGCACUGUGUCCCGUCUCAUUUACAUUAGACAAAAGAGUUCUUAGCUUCUGCUUACAAUGCAGAUAAGAACUGUACCCAUAAUCUACAUCCCCACAAGAACUUGAUCUAAUCCUCAUCCUACAGUGUAUGCCCCAGCUAUUUCAUCUCAGGAUACUUUGUUGGUUCUCUGCUCACAGAAAGCGGUUCCAAACUCCACUAAAACAGUGAAUGGAACAAGUUGUGAACGGGAAUCAUCUUCCUUUAAUAUUUUAGGAACCUACCUCCCAUCCUGCCUGCUGAUGAACUUGAGUUGGAUCAUUAAAAUGGCUGCACAUUGUGGGUUGAUCCAAGUCAUUAGGUCCAGCCAUAGCUAUACGUUACUGAAAAAUAUACAUAUAAAGUUGCUACAAUGCAAAAGCUGGGAAGAGAUGGACACUUGCAUGGUUGGAGCACAUGAGAGAGAUUAUUAAGUAUCAUUAGAAGAUCACAUAAAGAACCCCAUGAUGCUGCAUGCUUGUAUCCAGUAAUGCCUUUAGUUGGGUAUGAGAUGAGGCAUCCCUGGGGUCCCUUGUCCUGUUGAUAAAAACAGUUUGAGGGCCAAAUACGGCCCUUUCUGCCCCACCAUGAAAACCAUCCUUUUUGAUUUGUGAUUUUUGUAUGUUUGCUGGAGAACUCCAAUUCAUGUAACCCGAGUUUGACUUGUUCUCGUGCUUAAGAUAUUAAACUGCCAUUAUUCA
Messenger RNA from Xenopus laevis (African clawed frog), 2734 nucleotides. RefSeq names its product kelch like family member 38 L homeolog (gene klhl38.L). The coding region runs from base 250 to 2046 and encodes 598 amino acids. NCBI's taxonomy places the organism in Eukaryota, Metazoa, Chordata, Amphibia, Anura, Pipidae. The transcript has 4 exons. The record is from RefSeq and is a predicted model, not a curated record.